Micromonas pusilla CCMP1545 is the source of this 1191-nucleotide messenger RNA. RefSeq lists its product as uncharacterized. Gene Ontology annotation, biological process: methylglyoxal biosynthetic process. Lineage: Eukaryota; Viridiplantae; Chlorophyta; Mamiellophyceae; Mamiellales; Mamiellaceae. Gene Ontology annotation, molecular function: calcium ion binding; methylglyoxal synthase activity. The transcript has 3 exons. The coding region runs from base 264 to 1109 and encodes 281 amino acids. The record is from RefSeq and is a predicted model, not a curated record. Gene Ontology annotation, cellular component: cytosol.
UGAACGCGGCGUCCAGCCUCGUAUCAACCCAACACACGCGCGGGGUAUGCGUUGCCCGCGGUCCCCUCUCGCGUCGCGGUCGCGUCGACGCGUCAUCGCACCCUACGGACCGUCGCCCGUGCCGACCGAAUUCCGCGACGUUUCAGAGGGGAACUGUCACGGGACGAUCGUCGUCAUCACGCGCCGCCCGCGCCGCGUUCAUCCCGCGUGCGUCCGCGGAAGAUGACAAGCUCGUGAAAACCGCCCUGAUCUUCGAUUUAUUCAUGAAUGAAGUUCUCUCACGCGGGUUAAACGCGAAGCAAAUCAUGGACGCGAUGACCAACCGACUCAAGACGACAUCCGAUGGACUUCUCUUCACGGGAAUCACGGGCAAAGGAGCGGAACAGCCGGCGAACUCGAUCAAAAUAAAGACGUUCGAGCGGUACAUCAUUCAUGAUUUGAAGCUAGAUUUGAGGAAGUCGUACGGUAAGGACGCGAUGAUCGACUUUUUCGACGCGAUGGACGAGAACGGCGACGGGUUCCUCGAUAUGGGUGAACUCAAUCGCGCGCUUCAGACCGGCACGAAAAAUACGCUUCAACGGCUCACGAACGAGGCGUCCGAGAGGAAGUACGCGAAGAAGACGACGGAAACGAAGCUCGUCGCGCUCGUCGCGCACAACCACAUGAAAGCACCUCUGUUACACUUCGUCGCGUCCAACAUGGAUUUUUUCUCCACCGUGUCCAUCGUCACCACCGGCAGCACCGGGAGCGUGCUCGAGUCGAACCUCGGGUUGACUAUCACGCACAAGGUAUCGUCCGGCCCCCUGGGCGGUGACCAAGAGAUCGGAGGUAUGGCGUCGCUUAACCAAGUCGGCGGCGCUUUCUUCUUCAUCGACCCGUUAUCCGCGCACCCGCACGACGACGACAUCAAAGCGUUAUGCAGGAUUUGUAACGUCCACAACGUCCCGGUCGCGACGAAUCCGGCGACGGGGAAGGGGCUUGUGUACGCGUUCCUUAACGACGAGUACAUGAAGUCCACGCUUGAUUUGAAGGUGGACGACGGGGACUCCGAAGCGGUGCUCGCGUACAAAGCGGAGCAAAGCGCGGUGAUCUCGGCUACGAAGCUGUGAGCGUCCGCGCUACUCUCCGCUUCACAACCCCCAACAAUAAUUAAAUCGUAUGUAUUUGUAAUGGAGUACACUAGUUUUGGCU